Aphidius gifuensis is the source of this 3449-nucleotide messenger RNA. RefSeq names its product protein PAT1 homolog 1 (gene Patr-1). Gene Ontology annotation, molecular function: RNA binding. Gene Ontology annotation, biological process: deadenylation-dependent decapping of nuclear-transcribed mRNA; P-body assembly. Lineage: Eukaryota; Metazoa; Arthropoda; Insecta; Hymenoptera; Braconidae. The coding region runs from base 99 to 2423 and encodes 774 amino acids. Gene Ontology annotation, cellular component: P-body. The transcript is spliced from 3 exons. The record is from RefSeq and is a predicted model, not a curated record.
GAGAAAGAGAGGAAUUUUAGUCGCCAUGACAUCUAAUGUCGUUUUUAUCGCUUGACGUUUUGUCGGAACAUGAAAUUUUGUAAAAUUAAUAUUAUCAAAUGGCAGACUCUUUUUUCGGAUUUGAUACAUCAAAUGCAGCCAUAGAAUGUCCAAUUGAUGAGGAGCUCGAAGAGCUUGAAUAUGAUGCCCUAAAUGAUGAAACAUUUGGUUCAGAUGCUUUAGCUGGUGAUUGGGAGCAAGAUCAUGAAAAAUUAUCUCAUAUCACUGAAUUAACAAGACCAAGUAAUCAAUCAUUAUCAUCAGAAAAUAAUAAAAAUGGUGAUUUAGAUGUUGAUGUUGAAGGUAGUCUAUCACAUUUGGUACUUGAUGAACAAGAUGGUAUUGUACCAAGACCAGGUGUUUGGGAUAGUCCAAAUUUUUCUUUAACAUCAAGUCAUAUUAAUCAACAUCAGCUACCACCACCACCACCACCAUCAUCAUUACCAGUACCAAUUAAAAAUGUAUGUACUGUUGAAGAACUUGAAAGAGGUCUUAUAAGACCACCACCAGGUCUUAUUAAACCAUUAGGUAUUAUUCAAACACCUCAAUUACCAUCUGGACAAUUUAUAAUUGAUUUUGCAAAUUUACCAAAUCAUUUAUCAUCAAAUAUACAUCAAAAUAUUAUAAAUGGUAUACCACCAACAAGAUUUCCACCAGGUUUAAAUUUAUCUGGACCACAUCAAAUACAAUUAUCACAAAAUAUACGUAUGCCAAAUCAAUUAAUGCAAAAUGCAAGACCAAUGCAACAAAAUCAACCUGGUAAUAUUAUAAGAUUUCCAUUACCACCACAUCAUUUAUUGUUGGCUAAUCAACGACAACCACUUCAUGGUAAUUUUAUUGGUAAUUAUUCAACACCACAACAACCACAACCAAGACCUCCUCCAAUACAUCCACAAUUUUUACGACAAGAUCAUCCACUUGUUAAUGGACCAUUUGGUAAUUCACAAAAUCAUCUUCAUCUUCAACAACAACAACAUCAUCAGCAUCAACAACAACAACAACAUCAUCAACACCAACAACAGCAACAUUCUGGUAAUCAAAGAAAUCAACAAGGUGAACAACAACCUAAUAAUCAACCAUUUUUUAAAAAUAAUCAAUUUUGGAAUCAAAAUAGAAAUAAUCCAAGAUAUCAUCAACGUCAACAUCAUCAAAAUCACAAUGGUUUUAAUGAAAAUGGUGAAUAUGAUGAAUAUUCUGGUUUAAUGAGUAAUCGUGAAAAACAAUGGUUAAUAAAUAUCCAAUUACUUCAACACAAUACAAAUCAACCAUUUAUUGAUGAUUUCUAUUUUACUGUAUUUACAGAAAGACAAAAUAGAAAAAAAAAUGAUAUUAAUAAAAAUGAUAUUGAUGGUUGUUUUGGUGGUGGUAAAGAUAAAAAACAAAAUAAUAAUAAUAAUGGUUUAAAUCGUGAUUCAAAAGAUAAAGAUCAACAUAUUUGGCAAAAAAUUGUAUAUACACCAACACAAUUUGAAAAUUCAUUGGGUAAAUUACAAUGUGGUAGUGUUACAGCACCACGUAAAAUUAUUGAUAUGGAUGUUGUAUCAAAUAAUGAAUCUGGACAAUCAUCAUCAGCUCAACAAAAAGAUAUGAAAAAAAUACGUCAAAGAUUAUUAGAAAUUGAAAGAUUAUAUACAAUUCAAUUGAAAUUAGAAGAUGUUAAUAAUCCAUUGGCAAUAUUAGCUGAAAAACAACAAGCUGAAGCACAACAACAACAACAACAAAAUGAUGAACAAGAACAACAAGAACCAAAAGAAGAAAAAAAAACAGCACCUGAACUUAUUAAUAUUAUGUUUGAAUCAUUAUUACAAUUAAUGAAAGAAGAUAAAUUAUCUGGUAUUCUAAGUGUUAGAAAAGGAAAAACAUUAUUAUUAAGAUUUUUACCAUUUUUAAGUGUCACUGAAUAUGAUUAUCAACUUGGUGAAUUUUGGAUUGGUUUUAUUCGUAAUUUGGCAAUAUUUGGUAGACGUGAUACAAAUUUAUUAGUACGUUUUUUUCCAGAAUUUCAUAGAUGGUUAGAAACAGUUACUAGUUUUUCGAUAUUAUUAAAAAUUUCAAAAUCAUUUAUGGAUUCAAUUAAUCAAAAUAAUAAGAUAAAUAAUAGUAAUCUUAUUUUUGCUGUUACAAAUAAGUUUGGUGUAUCUGUUAUUGCUUCACUAUUGGAACAAGCUGAAAAUUAUUAUCCAGAUGAUGAAAAUUUAAUAUCUGAAUGGUCGAUAUUUAUAUUGAAUUUAGUUGAAGUAGCUGGAUUAACACCACCAUGUGUUGCACCUUUUCAACCAAUUGCUGCUAAUACUUUGCAUCAACAUUUACAAAGAAUAAAUAAUCUUAAGAGUGAAAGGUAUGAACGAUUAGAGUUACUCUUGACUGAUGCUAAUUCGGCGUGAUUAUAUAUUUACCAGAUUAAAUAUUCACGAUAAUAAUACUGUUUCCAUUUCAUCAAUUUUUUCUUUGUUUUUUUUUUUUUUUGACUUUCAAUUAUAUGGAAUUAAGUAGUUAUGACAAAAUAGAAAUAUUUCUUUUUCUUUAAUUAUUAUUUAAACAGAAAUAUUUUUAUUGUUCUUCCGAUUUUUAUUGUCUUUUUUUUUUCUUUUUUUUUUCACCUGGUGCUGUAAAUAAUAUCAUCAACAAAUGUAGGCCUUGUUUUAUGAAAAUAAUUAUUAUAAAAAUAUGUCGAAAAGUAGAAGAAAAAAAAAAUAAAUACAAGAUUAUAUUAUCUAGUUUAUAUUUUGACAUGAUAACAAUCUGUUGAUAAAUAAAUUUUGUACACAUUACUAGAAAAAACAAGAAAAACAAAAAAAAAAAAAUAAAUACAGUUUAGUAAUUACAGCGCCUUCGCACAGUUUAUCAUAUUACAUUUUUGCAUUGAAAAAAAAGAAAAAAAUAAUAACUUAGAAUAGAAUUUUGAAUUUACGAUUGCAGUUUAAAAUUAUGUGUGUAAAUAAUUUUUUUUUUUUUGUUUUAAAUCAUUAAACAAUUGAGAUUAUUUCUAAUAAAUUUUUUUUUUUCUUUUUACAAUUUAAUUAUAUGGGAAAAAAAGAAAUUUUUUUUAUUUAAGUUACAAAAUUAUGUUGUCAUAAAUUGUGUAUUCAUGAUCGUGUUUUUUUGUACAUAUCAUCAUGAAUUUAAUGUUUUUUAGUUAAAAAUAUCAACUAUAAAUUUAUAAUAAAAGAACGAAAAUUUAAAAGAAAAAAAAAAACAUUUUCUAGUAGAAAAACUAUAACGUUGUUGAAUGCAAAACGAUGAUAAAUCAGCAAUGUAAUAUCGUUUUUUUUUUUUUCUUUUUUUGAAAAUAUGUAUUUAUUAUUUUUCAUUGUAACAUACAAAUAGUGAAAAUAAUAAUUUUUGUAAAUACUAAAAGCGAAAAAAAUGUUCCCAUAAGGUUACACGUAUUCUUCUUAAAUUUUAACCGG